CUGUCAGCUGCUGUUUUCUGUUGUCAUGGCAGCAAUUUUCAGCUACUUUGAGAACAUUAUAGGUAGUUUAGAGACAAUACAGUCCGGCGUGUCAUUAGAUUAAGCCUGCUAAUCUGGAUUACAGUUAGUACCUGCUGGCGAUAACUGCGACAGGCUGGUCUGACACUGUCAGUUCAACAUGAGGGAGAUGAGGAGAAACGCUGCAGAACUCGCGGUGUGAAGACACACGAGGGGCUUCUCUGAGCAGCUUGGGGAUUUGUCCUGCUUUGUCUCCAGUCUGAAGACAACCAGCCCUUUGAAGUCCCGUUUGGAUGAGAGGACGUGAACCAUGCAGGGCUGUGCUGUCGGUUCAAAGCUGCGCUUCUGGCUCACCCUGGUGUCUGGGAUGCUGGAGUGUCUGUGCUUUGCCGGCGUGGUGUUUGGAUUCGCCUCGUUGGUGUUUGUGCUGAAGGGAGACGGUUACUUCAGUGAGCUGUGCAACACUGACCAGGACAUCAACAGCAGUCUGCCGCUGACAGAUUGCACCAGUCAGGAUGAGCAGUUUUCAUUGGUUUUCACAAUUGCCUCCUUCCUGAACAACUUCCUGAGUCUGGUCAACGGCUUCCUGUUUGAUCGCUUUGGUACCUUCAUGACCAGACUGCUGGCAGUAUUUUUGUACACCACUGGAACUCUUUUUGUUGCCUUUUCCAGCCCGGAAUUGUCCCUGAUGCUUUUUCCUGCCUUAUCCUGUAUCGGUGUGGGAGGAAUGCUACUACUGAUCACUAACAUGCAGGUGGGGAAUCUGUUUCCUGCUCAUCGCUCCACCAUCAUCACCAUCUACAAUGGAGCCUUUGACUCUUCCUCGGCUGUCUUCCUCCUCAUUAAGGUCCUGCAUGAACAGGGCGUCUCUCUGCGCUCUUCCUUCCUCUUCCUGUCCUCCUGCAGCAUCAUUCACCUGACGAGGACGGUUCUGCUCAUGCCAAAAACCCACAUCCCUUACCAUCCGCCCGACGGCUACACCUACGGGGUGAACUGUGGAAAGGCCAACAACUAUGAAGUGGAGCAGAUUGAUGACAAGAGAGAAGUGACAGAGGAAGGCAGUGAAGGAGACGCUGCAACACAAUAUAAUGACACAGACACACAAAACAUGGGUGAAGGUCCAGUCCAAAGCUUUCAGAGCUGUGUGCUGUCCUGGUUCUUCCUGUGGCAUCUGGUGUGGUUGUCCAUCAUGCAGCUGAGGCUCUACCUCUUCAUCGGGACCCUGAACCCCACGCUUGAGCGGCUGGCCAACAAUGACCCCGUUUUGGUGAGUCAGUACACCAACGCUUUUGCCAUGACCCAGCUGUGUGGAUUGCUGUGCGCUCCCUGGAACGGAUUCAUCCUGGACAGACACAAAGGAAAAGCUCGAGCUGCCGGAGAAACGGAGCAGGAGGCCGACCUGCGCUCCUCCUGCCUGUCAUUGUUCCUGACCUCCCUGCAGAGCCUGCUCUUCUCUGUGUGCGCCUCCAUUCCCGUCCUCCCCCUUCAGUACCUCACCUUCGUCCUGCAGGUCCUCAAUCGCUCCUUCCUGUACGGAGGAAACGCCGCGUUCAUUAGCAUCGCUUUUCCAGCCUGUCACUUUGGGAAGCUGUACGGCCUCAUGAUGGCGCUCUCGGCCGUCUUCUCCUUGCUGCAGUACCCCUGCUUCUCUCUAGUGAAGGGGCCACUGGGAGGAGAUCCCUUCUAUGUGGACAUCGCUCUCACUCUUCUCACUCUGCUGGUUUUCAUCCAUCCCGCCUACAUCUUCAUCCACAGCCGGAAUAGAGCGCGCAGCCGAAAGAAUAACCUUCACGCGGAAGUGACAGCCGACGCAGACCGGCCGAGGACGGGCUGAGCUGAAGAAACAACCAAAAUGGUUAAACUUUCAAUUCCAGCUGAAGGACAUCCUCGAAAUCAUUCUUUUAUAGCUAUUUUAUAGCUAGAAUUAUUUUUUAUGCCAGAUAUUUCUUAAUAAAAAUUUCAGAAACA
This is a messenger RNA of Oryzias melastigma (Indian medaka), 1986 nucleotides long. RefSeq names its product solute carrier family 43 member 3. The transcript is spliced from 14 exons. Gene Ontology annotation, biological process: transmembrane transport. Lineage: Eukaryota; Metazoa; Chordata; Actinopteri; Beloniformes; Adrianichthyidae. The coding region runs from base 329 to 1852 and encodes 507 amino acids. Gene Ontology annotation, molecular function: transmembrane transporter activity. The record is from RefSeq and is a predicted model, not a curated record.